AUGCCCGCCACUGCGCCCCGACCCCCGUUCCUACCGAAGGACCCCACUGAAUUCGUGCAGCAUGUAACCAGUCAUUCUGCUGAAUGGUUCGAAUACUGCAGCCAAGCAGAUCAAUAUAUCGCCGCGGCCGAGACGACCCUUCUUUCGUGGGAGACGGGCAAGGAAGCCCUCCAGAUCCAGGCUCUACAACAAGAGAACGAGCACCUCCAUGACAAGUGCGCCCGUCUGCGCGACGUGAUAUCCCGCCGGGAUGCAGUUAUACAGUACCAGAAGGAGCAAGCCAAGGAAAAAGACAUUGAGUUCUUGAAACUAGCCAAAGAGAAACCCCAGGAACCCCAGCCAGCAAUGCCUAUAACUGGUAUAUCAGAUGGACAACCCAAACCUGGCUCACCCACACAAACUCAGGUGUUUCACCAGCUCUCCGAGCGCCUGCCUGACCCGGAUUGGUUUGAGGGAGACCGGAAGGACCUCCGCCGCUUUAUCUCCCAGAUCCAUGAGAAGAUGAAUAUAAACCGUGACUGUUUCCCGACCCCACAGAGUAGGAUGACAUAUGUCAACAAUCGUCUAAAAGGAGCCCCGUAUGCCCAAAUCUUGCCCUAUGUCAAGAAAGGAAUCUGCCAGCUGAAGGACUACGAGGACAUCCUGGAUAUACUAGAUCGGGCCUUUGGAGACCCAAACCGUGUUAACAAUGCCCGCAACGAGCUGUUCCGCUUCCGGCAGAAUAAUAAAGAGUUUGGCCUGUUCUUCGCCGAAUUCCAACGUCUUGCCCUAGAGGGAGAGAUGCCUGAGGAGACCCUAUCUAUACUUCUGGAACAAUCAAUAAAUCGAGAGCUUAAAGGGAUGCUUAUGCAUAAUCAACCACCUACCCAAGAUUACCAUGAUGAAUUUGAUUUGCUAAGUUCUUACAGGAACUUGAGAACCGCCGCCGGCAUUAUGAAAUCAACCUGCAAUCAGCCAGCAGAAACUACCCUGCAAUUACUAGAACUGCUACUAAGAACCCAGCCCCACAACGCACACAGCCUGAUGUACAUAAUGAUGCCAUGGAUCUGUCAUCUAUCCGCCAACAUAACCCUACACGUCGCGAGCAGGGAGAAUGCUUCCACUGUGGAUCCCCAGAACAUAUGGUCAGGAACUGCCCACACCCUGAUAACCGCCCUCUUAGCAAUCCGCUCUGCCUACCCAGCAUCCAACAUAACCCCAUCAAUUAAAUCUGAGUCUACCGCUGUCUCCGAAGGCUCCCGCUCUCCAUCACCUGGAUUCUCGGAAAAAGGGCAAGAGAAGAGCCUGUCCAGCUACGCAAUGCUAGAUACUGGAGCUGACGGGAAGAGGUUUAUUGACCAAGAAUGGGCAGAAGACAACCACCUUGAGCUGCUGCCCCUGAAAAACCCAAUCCACUUGGAAAGCUUUGACGGGAGAGAAUCCGAAGGAGGGCCGAUAACCCACUAUGUUAGAAUAAACCUGACAAUCCAUGACCAUCAUGAAAAGAAGGCUUGUUUCUUGGCUACACAACUAGCCCAUUACCCAAUAAUCCUUGGAAUGCCAUGGUUAGAGACUCAUGACCCCCGCUGGGGGUUUGCAGAGCACACCUUAAUAUUUGACAGUGCCUAUUGUCGACAGAAUUGCAAUAUACCUGCCCAACCAGCCAAGAUCAAGGCCCUGCGUGACGUGCCUGCCCGAAGCUGCCAGAAGAACCUGACUUCCUGUCCCAAAGGAUUGGAGAAACAAGAUAUUGCCCUAGUCUCCCUCCGCGCCUGCUCAGCUUACGCCCGUAGGGGCCAUGCCCUGUUUACAGCCACUAUUGGGAAUAUUGACGAGGUAUUGGCUAAGAGGUCAGGGGAUGGUAACCCUGAAGACCUACUACUACCAGAAUACAAAGACUAUGCAGAUAUCUUCUCCCCUAAGGAAGCUGAUAAGCUGCCCCCACAUCAGCCAUAUGACUAUUUAAUAACUCUAAUAGAUGGAAAGACCCCACCAUUUGGCCCAUUAUAUGGAAUGUCCCGGGAUGAACUAGUUGCACUACAGGAGUGGAUUAUGGAGAAUCUGAGGAAAGGCUUUAUUCGCCCAAGCUCGUCGCCAACAGCCUCACCUGUCCUAUUUGUUAAAAAACCCGGCGGAGGUCUAUGCUUCUGCGUGGACUACCAAGCUCUGAACGUGAUUUUGGUUAAGGACCAAUACCCUCUGCCACUUGUCAAGGAGACCCUGAAUAAUCUAAAAGGGAUGAGGUACUUUACUAAGAUUGACAUUAUUUCCGCAUUUAAUAACAUACGGAUCAAGAAGGGACAGGAAUAUCUGACCGCGUUCCGCACCUGCCUGGGGCUGUAUGAAUCCUUAGUUAUGCCCUUUGGCCUUACCGGCGCUCCAGCAACAUUCCAGCACUAUAUAAAUGACACCCUGCGAGACUAUCUGGACAUCUUCUGUACUGCUUACCUUGACAACAUCCUGAUCUACAGUCAAACCAGGUCUGAACAUAUUCAGCAUGUCCGAAAAGUCCUCCAAAAGCUUAGAGAAGCUGGCUUGUUUGCAAAGCUAGUGAAGUAUGAAUUUACUGUUCAUGAGACCAAGUUCCUGGGCCUGAUAGUGGCUAGAGAUAGAAUCAAGAUAGACCCUGAGAAGGUUCAAACCAUUGCAGCCUGGGCCACGCCAACCUGCAUUACAGAUAUACAGGCAUUUAUUAGGUUCGCCAACUUCUACCGGAGAUUCAUUAAGGAUUUCUCAAAGAUCAUUGCCCCGCUAGUUAACCUGACUAAGAAGGAUGUCGAGUUUCAAUGGACCCCAACCUGCCAGCUGGCCAUGGACGCCCUGAAGAAGGCCUUUACCAGCGCCCCUGUUUUGAAGCCAUUCGACUGGACCCAAGAUAUCAUUCUUGAAACUGAUGCUUCUGACUUUGUCUCUGCUGGUGUCCUGUCCCAGUAUGAUGAUAAUGGCGUCUUACACCCUGUGGCCUUCUUCUCUAAGAAGCACUCUGCCACAGAAUGCAACUAUGAAAUCUAUGACAAGGAACUUCUAGCAAUUAUCCGCUGCUUUGAGGAAUAG
This is a messenger RNA of Aspergillus nidulans FGSC A4, 3033 nucleotides long. RefSeq lists its product as uncharacterized. The record is from RefSeq and is a predicted model, not a curated record. Gene Ontology annotation, biological process: DNA biosynthetic process; RNA-templated DNA biosynthetic process. The coding region runs from base 1 to 3033 and encodes 1010 amino acids. Gene Ontology annotation, molecular function: nucleotidyltransferase activity; DNA-directed DNA polymerase activity; transferase activity. The transcript is spliced from 3 exons. NCBI's taxonomy places the organism in Eukaryota, Fungi, Ascomycota, Eurotiomycetes, Eurotiales, Aspergillaceae.